AUGCGAGAGGUGCGACAGAAGAACUACGUGCUGGCGGCGAGACUGUUUGUUCACAUCGGAAUGCUGAACAUGCUCUUCAUGUUGUUCGACCUGCUGUCAAACCCCAGCUUCAUCGCCUGGGCCCGCAUGGGAUUCCUGCUGAUCGUCUACUCCAUGCACUGGUCAGUUGCCACUGGCGCCCUUCGCCCGAUGCCCAAUCAGAUCAAAGGGGUGUGCGCUGGCUGGUGGACGCUGUUUGCGGCAUUCGUGCUGCUUGCUCCUUGCCACCCUACAGCCAGAGAUGCAAUGUUCAUGCAAGGCUUUAAGAUUGGCAGCCGAUUGACGAUGACCUCCAUAUUCAUUGACACCGAGCUUUGUUUCAUCUUCCAGGCUGUGAUCUCUGCGGCUUCUCUGGUUUCGGAGCUGUUCAUUCACAACACUGGUCAAGAACCCUUCCUGCUGUUGGGCAUGGAGUUUCAGAAUUUCGCCGGGUCCGUGGCGCUGUCUGCGUUGCUGGAGUUUCUCAUCCGUUCCCGUAUCCACGCACUACUGGACUUUGCAGAUGCCGAGACUCUGGUUUCCAGCUUCCAGCACGUCCUUCGCGGGAUCUGCGAUGGAGAUAUCCUCCUCACCAGCGAUAUGACGAUUCACGGCCCUGGCGACUGCCUGCAGAACCUGCUCAUGAACAGAGCGAAUCUGAAUGGCAAAGCUUUUGAGAUGCUGUUGCCACCGGAUGAGCGACAGCGCUUCGCCGACUUCAUCACCGCGUCCACCAAAGCCGCCCUGGAUCCGGCAGAUGGUGCUCGUAUGACUCCGCCCACUUGCCUUCGGGUUUCUUUGUGUGGUGCUUCCAACACGCGUGUGCCAGCGGACAUCUUUCACGUCCCGGUGCCACAUCUCUUUGGUGCUGACCAUCCAUACCACCUGCUGGCAAUAAGUGAAGACUCCGAGUCCCGAAAUCCGCCUGCUCUUGCAAAGGACAUCCCAGACAUGGCAAGGAUAAGAGAACGAUCGGAGAGGUUAAAGUCCAGAACGGCGUCUUCUUCGGGAAGUUCGGCUUCUGGAAGCUCCGUCUGGGAGCCGCUACCAGAGCUAGCCGGGAUGAUGUUGCUGGUGGACGGUUCGAGCCCUUUUCUGGACAUCGAGCAAGCCCAUCUCAGCUUUGAGCGUCGGGUUGGCGAUGAGGAACUUGAGUCCAGUAUGCCCUGUCUCCGGAAAGUUUGUCGGCCAACAGACUGGGAGUCCAUCAGGAAGAAGAUCGACAGAUUCGUCGCAUCCGGUGAGGAUUCUGCUCAAGAAUUGAGGAGCAUCUGCCUGAGAAUGCCGGAUGACCCCCGGAGAUUUCUCAAGGCCAGAUGCGUGCAGAUGUCUGCUUUCGAAUCGCCGCAUGCAGAGGGCUCGCAGGAGCAGAGCGACAGCGUGCCAAUUAAGAUUUGCCUCCAGCUCAGCCAUUUCGUUCAAGACGAAUCUCGACAACGGCAGCAAUCCGAACUUGCCGGCAUCCGCGAGUUGCAUGGAAGGAGGCCAGUGUCCGACAUGGGAUCCGAAAGCUUUACCUCCGCCUACUUCGAGACGGAGGCUGAAGCCCCAGACUCCCCGGAGCCGCGACUCUUCGUCAUCCACGGCACCGGCGAGGCCGAAGAGUUGCUGAGCUCGGGGCAUGCUGCAAAGAUCCUCCAGGCAGCACACGAUGAUGCGACCGCGCUGGUCGUAGGACCUGAGCCUCUUUCCGAACGCUUGCAGAACUUCAAGUGCCACACCAUCUUCAAGACCCGUUUGCCUGAUGCGCUAUCCGUGCCGCAGAUGGGAUCUCUCGCCCUUCCAGACAGCCUGGACGGCGGUGGGAGCAUUUGUUCUGUGAUUUCUCAGGCUUCGCAGCAGGCCUCCCAACAGGCUUCACAACAGGCAGAGACAACUCAAGCUGGGGCCAUCACCGAGUUCCGACAGCUCGUCGAGUACCCUCCGAUCUCAGAGGAGGAUCAGAUCAAGCUGAAGGGCACGCUGAAGCAGUACCGUGAGUGGGAGGCAGCCGAGCUGAAGAAGAUGCGGAAUGCGGGCAAGAAGGAAGAUCCAAAAGCCAAGGCCAAGAAGGACAAAGCGAAGGAAAAGACAAAAGAGAAAGGAAAGAAAGGAAAGAAGGGAAAGAAAGAGGAGGAGGUGGUCGUAGAGGCCAAGGAGAUCCCUCCUGACCCUGCCUUUGCACAGGGGCUCAAGCUCAACGCCUUCGACCACUGUGUGAAGGCCCUGCAGGGCCGCCUUGCGGAGCAGCCGGCGCCGGUUGCUGCAGAGCUGCUGAGUCGGGCUCUUGCUGUGGUUGCGGUCGCAGAGAGGGAGGGAGCGGACCUCGAGGCAGAGUCCAUGCAGGUGGCGAAGGGGGCGCCAGAGGAGGCAGAGGAGGAGGCACAGCCCCCUGAUGGCACGCGAAAUGCGGAGGACUCCAUGCAAGACCAGGAGAACAUCGCUCCACAGGCGACCAAGACAGUGAAGAAAGGCAAGAAGCGGCUAUCUGUUGCAGAGACGGAAUGGUCGUUUUCGUAUUUCAAAUCAGAGACUGGUUUGCAGUUCCUGAUGGACACAGGCAUGCUGGAUCCCGACUCCAAGCCAAGACAGGCCUCGGUCGUCAAGGAAAAGCGGCCGCGGCCGCCGCCGCCUCCGCCACCACGGACUCCUUGGAAUCCACGCCUUGUGGGCGAGCCCGUCGAGGAGCCCGAGCAGGAGGCCAGCCCCGAGAACCAGGCCGCCGAAGACGAGGAGGUCGAAGAUGGUUGGCCCGGAGCCACCUUCGGGGCGCCGGACUUCGGGGCCUUGCCGGAGGAUGUUAACCAGCAGCAGCAGUUCUUCCAGCCGGCACAGCGCAUGCCGAUUAUGGCGGUGCAAGACGAUGCACCUUUCGGUCCGCAUCCGGACAAGAAGGGGCCAACUUGGGACGUUUAUGGCGAGCCGCGCGGCCCGAAGGGCAAGAUCUCUCAGGCGUACGUGGGUGUGAACGCAGACUACAUGGAGGUUGAAGGGCCGACUGGGCGGAAGACCAACACGGCCGCUUUGGCACACAAGCGCAGUCACGUCAAGGGCCUGGGUGACAACCACAUGCUCGUCGAGGUCAUGCCGGGGGCCUGCCGCUUCGGUCCACUGCGUCAAGGCUCACUCUACAGGAUGUCUGUGUACGUUCGAAACUUGGAGGUCGAUGUCACCAGGUUUAACGUGAAGCCGCCGGAGAGCAAGUUGGUGAAUGUGAAGUGGCAGCCGGGACACCUUGCGCCAGGCAUGGCAACCAAGCUGACGGUCGAGGUCUUGGCCUUGGAACCUGCUCGGAUUGAGCAGCUGUUGGAGGUUCAUACAAAGGCCCACAUCGUCCGUGUGCCGAUCACGGCUCGGAUAGUGGGUGCCGAAGAGUACGACCGCUUGGAUGCAGAGUCGAUGGCUCUGCACGGCCGGCGGAUUGGGCGUCACCGUGAGAAGUCGGAGACACACAAGCCCGGGCCGGUGCAGCUAAUCACGGAGCCAAGCUACUGCAAGAAGGUCAUGGGCCCCACGUGGCAACCUCCCCCUGUGGAGUUCGAUGACCUCCCGGCGACGGAGCUCUUGCGUUGA
Messenger RNA from Symbiodinium sp. CCMP2456, 3570 nucleotides. The record is from the annotation of a GenBank genome assembly. Lineage: Eukaryota; Dinophyceae; Suessiales; Symbiodiniaceae.